Messenger RNA from Leptonychotes weddellii (Weddell seal), 1470 nucleotides. It is a transcript of the gene CHMP2A, whose product is annotated as charged multivesicular body protein 2A. Gene Ontology annotation, biological process: vacuolar transport. The record is from RefSeq and is a predicted model, not a curated record. NCBI's taxonomy places the organism in Eukaryota, Metazoa, Chordata, Mammalia, Carnivora, Phocidae.
GGGGCACCCUUCAGGAGGCUACCCAGUGCCUGAAACAGCCCUGGGGGGCAAUAGGGGGGACAACACCCCAAGCCUCAGGCUGGGUGGGAUGAAUCCCAAUAUGCGACCAUCGAGGGGCAGGACCAGUAACCACUCACUUCCUGCUUGAUAAGCCAGUAUAGAGGAAAGUCCGUGCCAUCUCCAGCUCUGCCCCCUCCUGCCAUGACUGGAUCCACCAAGAACGCUCCCUGGUGCUACCAGGUGCCUGAGAUCCAGAAACAUGAGGGAAACGUCGGGGUCUGUCGGAUGAGCUGGGCCCUCUAGUGGGUGCGGUGGUGGGAUCCGGGACCUCUGGGGUGGCCGGGCGCAAAGCGCCCGAAGAUGCACCAACCCAACGGGGACUGGGAAUCCAGGCCUGGCUGGGCUGGAACCUAUGGAACACCUUCAGGCAGGCCCCAGAGAGACGAAAGCUUGUGCGCAUGCGCCUGGAUGCCGGCCUGCUCGCGCACGCGCGCUCUUGUCCCCGCCCAUCGUUCCGGGUGCCGGUGGGGCGUGUGACGUCAGACCAUUUCUUCCGGAAACGGCGGCGACGGCAGAAAGAACCGAGGAGCUAUCGUUAGUGGGUGCGCCUGAGAGCCGAGUGAGAGGAGCGUAACCCGGAAGCGGAAGCGGAUUCCCGUCCCAGCUUCGGCUUCACACUUGUCACAGGCCCACUGGUGGGCUCCUGCUACCAUGGAUUUGUUGUUUGGGCGCCGGAAGACACCAGAGGAGUUGCUGAGGCAGAACCAGCGAGCCCUGAACCGUGCCAUGCGAGAGUUGGACCGUGAGCGACAGAAGCUAGAGACCCAGGAGAAGAAAGUCAUCGCAGACAUCAAGAAGAUGGCCAAGCAGGGCCAGAUGGAUGCUGUGCGUAUCAUGGCAAAAGACCUGGUGCGCACUCGGCGUUAUGUGCGCAAAUUUGUGUUGAUGCGGGCCAACAUCCAGGCUGUGUCCCUGAAGAUCCAGACACUGAAGUCUAACAACUCGAUGGCGCAGGCUAUGAAAGGGGUCACCAAAGCCAUGGGCACCAUGAACAGACAGCUGAAGUUGCCUCAGAUCCAGAAGAUCAUGAUGGAAUUUGAGCGGCAGGCCGAGAUCAUGGACAUGAAGGAGGAGAUGAUGAACGAUGCCAUUGAUGAUGCCAUGGGUGAUGAGGAAGAUGAAGAAGAAAGUGACGCUGUUGUGUCCCAGGUCCUGGAUGAGCUGGGAUUGAGCCUGACAGACGAGCUGUCAAACCUCCCCUCCACCGGAGGCUCACUCAGUGUGGCUGCCAGUGGGAAGAAAGCAGAGGCAGCAGCUUCAGCCCUAGUAGAUGCAGACGCAGACCUGGAGGAGCGGCUCAAGAAUCUGCGGAGGGACUGAUUGCCCUAUACCACCCUGGGUGGGAGGUGGGCAGUGGAUGCCCAGCAGUUUCACUGUACUUCUUCUGUAAUAAACGAUUGGACAAUGGUU